AUGCCCACAUGCUUCAAAUGUGGCACUGAUGCCAUUGAUGGAGAGAUUGCGGUAUGGUGCAAAGGAACGUGGAAAUUCUUUCAAAGACUGACUCAGGUCCUCGAAGGUCAAGUUGAGCCGCGCCACAUUUAUUGCUCAGGCUGCUGGUUGGUAUGCUCGAUCAAUGACCUGGAUCGCAAAAGAAAGCAUCCGGAGAGUGUGACUAACAAUCAGCUUACACCGCCUGCACGUCAUGGCUCGGGCUGUGGCAAUAGCCGGGGGCAUCCCGACAGUUCCAACUGCACAGCGCGGAAUGGAGCUUGCAGUGCGGCUGCCGUGCGCAAUCUUCUGAACGUCCAAACGCUAUCCAAUUUUGCGACAGAUGACUGCAAGGACUCUGAAUUUGAGCUUGUGUGGGAGUAUUUGGACAGUGAUCGUGGUGCAAAUGCAGCGAACCGAAACCAGAACUGGCAACCAAUGACAAAGGCUAUGAAUGACCUCCUCGAGAAGCGCUGGGCCGACGGGUGGGAUCAAAGCCCUGAUUCGGACGACACCUUCUAUGUCCGGGGGACGGGCUUUGAUUAUUGUAUUGACAGCCGCUGCAUGCUUCAGAAGAAUAUGUCGACCGGCCGCAUACGACAGAUCAGACGGGUUGCUGCCAGAGCGGAUGCAACGAGGAAGGCUGCUGAGGUGAAGCAGCUGAUGCAGGAGAAAGAAGACUUGAUCGCAACAGUAGCAAAGAUGAAGCAGCUCUUUCAGGAGAAAGAAGACUUGAGCGCGAAAGUAGCAAAGCUGGAGCAGGAGAAGAAAGCCCUGGAAGCUUCGCAGGCAGGCCACGCGACGCAGAUGAUGGCGCAAGAAGCUUGGCGGGUCAGUCGCCAGCUGCGGGCAAAGAUCUGCAUCCAGUUGAAUCAUCGUGAUGCAGUUUUCGCCAGCAUCCAGAAAGCUCUGCUUGAGGCAUGGCCUUCCCAUCACAUUGGGGAUUGUUUGCGCAUGAACCGUUUCAGUGUCAUUGGCCUCCAGCAGGUUUGCAACACCAGCAUUUGGAAGGACUACGAAUACCGGAAGGAGCAAGUGCGGAAAGAGCUGGAAGGCCGUCACAGCAUCCCGAGAGUGACCAGUACCCUACCACGUGAGGUGUGCAGUUGGGCAGACCUGGAUGAAAAGAUCAAUGAAGUUUUGGUCAUCCAUGGCACCACACUAGACAAGACAGAGCAGAUUGCAGCUUUCGGAUUUGACGAACGUCUCGCUCGUGAGAAAGGAUUGUAUGGACAAGGAGUCUACUUUACAGACCAAAGUUGCAAAGCUCUGCAGUAUUCAGGGGCAUCCAAAGGGAAAGGCUCGGGGAAAGACCCGGGGGAAGGUUACUUCAUCAUUGCUCGUGUGAUCCUUGGACACUCGAUGGAAGCUGAAGGGCCUUUGCAGAAGACGAAGGUGGAACCUCCGGUGGACCCAGGCGAUCCGUCAAAAGGUCGCUUCCAUUCUGUUAUCGCUCAAAAAGGGGUUCCUAUCGACGCGUUGCGACGACAGAUACAUCGAGAGUUCGUCAUUUUCAAUGGAGCUCACGCCUAUCCAGAAAUGAUUGUUCAUUUUAAGUUUUCCUAG
This is a messenger RNA of Symbiodinium sp. CCMP2456, 1584 nucleotides long. The record is from the annotation of a GenBank genome assembly. Lineage: Eukaryota; Dinophyceae; Suessiales; Symbiodiniaceae.